AUGAUUUCUGCCGGUACAAUAGAUAACAAGCCAGAGGAAUGUUCAGUGUGUUUUAACGAUUAUGACGACAAUCAGCUACGGCCUCGCAAUCUGCCGUGUGGCCACACAUUCUGCUCCCAGUGUAUUGACAAUGCUAUCAAGAAUGGUCAGCUGUCCUGCCCCAGCUGCCGUGCCGAGCACACUGCCACAGCCUCUACUCAGUUCCCAAUUAGCUAUGCUGUGGAGGCUUUUGUUAGGAAACUCAAAAAUAUUCAGCUAACAACUGAGGAAGCAGUGCCAGCAAAACCUUAUGAAGGUCCCGCCAGAGGCAUCAGUAAGACAUUACGUUCCCUGGUGCAGGAGCAGAAGAGCAUCAUCAGCAGCCUCAUUACUAGCUGUGAAGAGGUACUGUCCCAGCUGGGGGAGUACCGGGGGCAGCUGGGGGACUGGAAGACUCACCACCUCCAGCUCCAGGACAGACUCUAUGCUCUGGUAGAGCAGAACAAGUCAGCAAUGAAGCUCUUGGAACUGGAGGAUACCAGUGUGGUAGAUAUGACACCACAAGGAGAGGAAGGGAAGACUCAGCUGCAGGCCAUGUUGGGGAGCCUCGACACAGUCAACACCCCACAGGAGGUUGGCACAACCAUAGACACAGCUGAUGGGUGCAAGAUGAAGGUAGAAGAUUGGCUCCGGAAGUGCCAGGAACUCUUCCCAGAUGUCAACACUGUCCACACCUCAGUGAAGGUGCAGGAGACCAUCAGGGAGGCCCUGGAGAUGACGACCACAGAGACAGGUGCCACAGCUGACCCCGUACACUUGGGAGACUCAGCCUCCAGCAUCAUGAAUAAAGUUAAGGAAAUCACUGGACAGAUCCCCCAGAAGCAAUUAACAGUUGAGGACCUCCGCAGGAUGAGGGAGCCCGUCAAGAGGCUGGUGGAGGCUCUGACCCCUGACACUCCGCUGGCCAGACAGUUUGUGUUGUUGUGUACGGGCCAGCGGGGCCCCACCUACCGCAACACUAAACUGUUUGGGGUGGUGGACAAGGGUCAGCCGGGGGAACGUGUGAGGGGCGGAGACUACGAGAGUAAUGAUGGUGAGGGAGGAGCCGCACUGCUGCCUGACCUCCAGGAGCAGUACUGGGAGUCAGACCGGGCAGGAGCUGUGUGCUCCAGGUAUGGGCCGGGGGGUCCCACGAGUGCCCAGUUCACCAUCACCACCAGGGACCUCCAGGAUGGUCUCCAGUGGCCACGUGUCUUCGGUGAUGUGGUGAGCGGCCUGGAUGUGGUGAGGGCAGCAGUCAACCACAGUGACAUUACGGAGGUGACUGUGGUGGACUGUGGUGUUGUGCUGCCACUCUAGU
This is a messenger RNA of Procambarus clarkii (red swamp crayfish), 1339 nucleotides long. The record is from RefSeq and is a predicted model, not a curated record. NCBI's taxonomy places the organism in Eukaryota, Metazoa, Arthropoda, Malacostraca, Decapoda, Cambaridae.